CUCUGAACGUGGCCACAUAUGGCGUAAGAUAGGAAAAGUGCAAAAAAUGUGCAUCAAUUUUGGAUGAUUGUCUAGUAAAUAAGUUUAGAUGAGCAAAAUGAGUACAGAUGAGACUACCCCUAAACUGACUGCUGGCCGUGGUGGGCGUGGUGCUGCUAUAUACAAAGCACUUUUAUCUCUACCACGAUAUCCUGGCCAGACCACAGAGAAGACCGAGCCUUCUGCUGCUGUACCCCCUCUGUGUGUUUCAGGGGGUGAAGAUGUACAAGUUGCUGGUGCCACUGCCCUCUGCUCACCACGUAGUGAUGAAAGCAGUGUCACUAGUGUUCCUUCAGUUGGCAGCAGCCGGGGAGCAAUCAUCAGUCAGCUGAUGAAGCGUCGAAGUUUCACGACUUCGUCCCCUAUUGCGACACCAGUUACUAGCUCAGCUGAAGUGAAAGAAAAGAUAUGUCCAGAACCAGUUGUGGCCAGAGGUCGAGCAGAGUUCUUCCGUUCUCAUUUUAUGGGCCUUACUAAAACGCAGCCAUUGAAAUCAGAUUCUCAGGAUUUGAGUGAUAAAUUAUCGUUAACUGAGAGUGUCCAACAUUUAAACAUCACAGACACCAAGGAUGAUGCAGUCAUUCGCCAGGGAACCACCGGAACAAAAUUUUCUGCCAUGACAAACUGGAUUCGGCUGUCUAUCGAGGAAAAUAAAGCUGUUUUUGAAUAUGAGGUUAAAUUUGAACCACCAAUUGAUGCACUAAAUUUACGCUUCCGCCUUUUAAAUACCAUUAAAGAUGAGAUUGGUUCGGUGAAGAGUUUUGAUGGAUCUAUAUUGUGGCUGCCCAUUAAACUUCCCAAUGAGAUUGUGCAGCACUACACGACAAAUCCCUUUACUAAGGAAACUGUAACUGUGAAGAUAAUUUACAAGAAACGUUCACAUAUGGACAAGAGUGUCCAGCUCUACAAUGUUCUUUUUAACCGUAUCAUGAAGGUAUUAAAAAUGGCUAGGGUUGGGAGGAGCUACUACGCUCCAAGAGGAUCUGUUCUCGUGCCACAGCACAAGUUGGAAAUAUGGCCAGGAUAUGUGACUGCUGUGAGUUAUCAAGAGGGGGGAAUUAUGCUGUGUUGUGAUGUGUCACACAGAAUUCUACGCACUGAGACCUGUUAUGAGAUACUGACUGACUUGUGUGAAAUGCAGCGAUCUAACUUCAAGGCAGCAGCUGCUAAAGCAUUAGUUGGCUGCAUUGUUCUCACUCGGUACAACAAUAGAUCCUACCGUAUAGAUGAUAUUCUCUUCGACCAAAAUGCUGAAUCAACAUUUAAAAACUACAAAGGAGAGGAGGUUAGAUACGUAGAUUAUUAUUACGACGCUUAUGGCAUCAAGAUAAAGGAUCCCCGGCAACCACUCCUGCUUCACCGAACAAAUAUGAAGGAUGGCAAUAAUCAGCAGGGUUCAAAGAGGGUGUUAUGUUUGAUUCCUGAAUUAUGCUACAUGACUGGCAUGACAGAUGAUAUGCGUUCUGACUUUCGGGUGAUGAAAGAUAUUGCCCAGCAUACCCGGAUAACUCCAACAGUUCGACAGGCUUCUCUUCGCACAUUCAUCAAAAAUGUCAAUGAGACCCCAGAAGCUCAUCAGAUCCUUGCUGAUUGGGGUUUGAAGCUGCAUGAUUGCACUGUACCACUGGAAGGCCGCAUCCUGCCUCCUGAGACCAUCUACUUUGCAAAUAAUACGGUGCCUGGUUUAGACAUAGCUGACUGGGGCCGGGAUGCUUGUAGGGAGAAAGUCAUUGUCCCCGUAGAUGUGAAGCCACGCUGUUGGUUGAUGCUCUUCUGUGCUAAAGAUCAACAACGGGCUCACAAAUUUGGAGACAUGUUGAAGCAGGUUACCCGCAACAUGGGUAUCCACGUUGGAGAACCACAGAUGGUUUAUCUGCCAAAUGACGAGACUCAAAGCUACGUUAACAGCUUAAAGCAGUUCUAUCAUGAUGCGUUGCAGUUAGCAGUCAUUAUAUUUCCUAGCCAGCGUGAGGACCGCUAUGCGGCAGUGAAGCGUGUUGCAUGUCUUGAAUUGGCCCUCGCAACCCAGUGCAUUAUGUCUCGUACUAUUAGCCAUGAUGCUAAAUUACGCUCUGUCACUCAGAAGAUUGCUUUGCAAAUUAACUGCAAACUAGGUGGAGAACUUUGGGCUCUCAAAAUCCCAAUAACUGGACUUAUGGUGUGUGGCAUUGAUGUUUAUCAUGACCCAACUCGGCGCGGAGCAUCGACAGUAGGCUUUGUGGCAUCCAUUAACCAGACUCUCACUAAAUGGUACUCGCACGUCAGCUUCCAACACCCGGGUGAUGAGAUAGUGCAUGGUCUUAAAAUAUGUUUGUUGGAAGCCAUAAGGCACUAUCACAAGCUGCAUCACACGCUACCUCGUUCUAUAAUGAUGUAUCGGGAUGGUGUAAGCGAUGGUCAGCUGAAACUUGUUGAAGACCAUGAGCUCCCUCAACUGGCCUCCAUCUUUCACAACUUUCAAUCUUAUGAACCUAAAUUAUACUUAAUUAUUGUCCAAAAGAGACUCAAUACUAGGAUCUUCAGUACUAUGAGUUCUAGAGGGCUGGACAAUCCUCCUCCAGGCUCUAUUAUUGAUCAUUCAAUUACACGCCGGUAUUGGUAUGAUUUCCUUCUUGUCUCUCAACAUGUAAGACAGGGUACAGUUUCUCCUACCCAUUAUGUUGUUGUUCAUGAUGGAGGAAACUUGAAAGUUGACAACAUGCAGCGGCUGACUUACAAGCUGACUCACUUGUACUACAACUGGCCAGGCACUAUACGAGUCCCAGCUCCCUGUCAGUAUGCCCACAAGCUUGCUUUCCUGAUUGGUAAGAGUGUCAAAAAGGAACCUGCUGUAGAGUUGUGUGACAAGCUGUUCUUCUUGUGAAAAUUUGUGUUUUGUUUUUAAGAAAAAUGUGCAUACAAGUAAUUUGAUUUUCUGUACUUAAGCAAAGCUGUUUUUCUUGGGCAGUAUUCUUAAUUUGAAGCAUGAUGAUUGUAAAUAAUUAGUGUAAAGUACUGUACUUGAAUACUCAGCCUAGUAUUUAGAGCAUGUUUAUUUUCCUGCAUGCACGUCCAAUUUCCCCUCCAAUAUUUUUAUUUACAUACAGUUGAAGAGACAUUUCGUGUGUUCUCUAGGAGGUCCCUCACAGUAACUUCUCAAGUUGCAGCACUGUAGUUACCAAGCUGUAGAGAUCACACCAGGCCUCUGGGAUACUUUGUGGCUGCCGGAUGGUUCCGGCAAUCAGUGUCCGCAUGGUCCAGUCUCUGACAAGGCCUUCUCAUUGGUGGUCUAGCUAUCUAGGUUGUUAGAUGCAGCUACUUAUGGUCUGACAUCCACUCGAGUCUUCCAAGAAUCGGGACCAGACUCUGAUUCUCUUUACAAUGUAAACUCAAAUAUAAAUACAUAUGUACAGGAGGAACAUUUUGAGCCAUUUUGGAUUUUAUUGUAUUGUACAAUAUUGAAGGAAUGUGUAUCAGAAACAAAACUCUAAAGUGACAAGUAAAAUACUCAUUAGUAAUUUACUUAUUUGUUUAAUUUAAUGUUUAGAGAGCCAUUAACAUGCAUAGUGCCAGGGAAGCAGAGUAGGAAUGAUACCUGAAACCGAGUUGAGAAAUAAUGAGUGCUGAAUUUAGUUCUGAUUAGAAAAAGAGUGUUAAGGUACUUGCCAACUUUGGAAAUACCAAGUUUGGAUGUAAUAUUUUAGGAUGGUGAGAGAUGGACGAGGAGUCUGCAUCCUCUUCUCACAACCAAGGAUCCUGCAUGUUUCCUUUCACCUGAUGUCUUUGUUCACCUUUCAGUAAAUAGGUAGCUGGGAGUUAGGCAACUAUGGUGGGUUUCAUCCUGGGAAAGACCAUCGGUAGGUUGGACUAAGGGGGACCUUGAUAAGCUGCACUAGGGAGACUUCGAUAAGCUUCACAGGCUUCCUGCCCAACUACGGGACAGCACACGAUGAACCAAAUGGUUAAAGACAAAGGAAGUGAACAAGAUUAUGUACAGUUUAAACUAAUUACAUACAGUAUAUUUAUACAUAAUAAAUGUAAAUUGUUUAUUUUAUUGCUUCAAUGUUCCAAUCUUUAGAAGUCUGUGAAAAUUUGAGAAUUUUCAUUGAGAUCCAGUAGUUAACAAAAUAUAUGGUUUCAAAAAAAUAUCAUUAAAUGAUAAGCAGUAAUCUUUUAUUAAGCCAAUUUGUCAUCUUUGACCAUAAUGCUUAGCAUAUAUAAAUAAUAUCAUUUAUAAUUAGCUUCAUAAAUAAAAAUUGUACUAUAGAGAAAAAUUCUAAUUUUGUCAUCAAGUAUGUUAUUGUACAUGUACAAUACAUGUACAGCUUCAUUCAGCAUUAUAAGAGAUGUGAAAAUCUCAAACCUAAUGAUUGUCUGGAGCUCAUUACCAAUAUUGCAUCACUGGGAAUAUACCUCCUUUCAUAUUCCCUGAUAAAUUGUACUCAGGAUCCACGAUCUCGUUAUUUUAUCUCAAUAAUAAUUAUCUCAUUCAUUUUAUCUCAUUAGUACAAGAAUGUAUUAACUCUUGUAUAUAUCUCAAAAAAAAAAAAAAAAUUAUUUGUUUACCUUUUGUUAUGAGCAUGAUAAAUGAAGAGUAUUUAUUUACUUUCAAAAUAUGAAAUCAAGGUCUUGUUAUAAUUAGUUUACAUGAUGAGAGCUAUGUAUUAUUUCUUAGUUAUAGUUAUUAGGAAGCUUAGUGUCAUAAUAAUAUUGUAUUAGAAAGCAAAUGUUGUCUUAAUGUGGUAUAGGAAAAUGUAGCAUCAUGAAAAUGUGGUAUAAGAAAGUGUCAUAACAGUGUGGUAUAGUUUACAUUUUAAAUAUGUUCGUUAUAUGUUUAUACUGCAUGUCAUAAGCUGGUUAUUGUAGAUCUACUCUUAAUUCUAUUUGAAAUUUACA
Molecule: messenger RNA, 4914 nt
Organism: Procambarus clarkii (red swamp crayfish)
Lineage: Eukaryota; Metazoa; Arthropoda; Malacostraca; Decapoda; Cambaridae
Source: RefSeq, a predicted model, not a curated record